CGCGAACACAUAUCGUUCGUUGAUAACGUCUUUAAGAAUCGAGUGCGCGAAAAAAAACGCGGUCGCGAUUAUAUUGUAUUAAAAUUCAAUGAACAAUUAUCAUUAUCAAUAAUUUCAUCGUAUGUUUUAGUCAAUACUUGUAAAUCCAGGUUUUUAGUGCCUCUAGUGACAUUGGAGAUCGUGUUUACUGACGAUAAGGAAAUGGCGUUAUUCUAGAAACAUUCAACGACUUGUGGUCGAGCGCAUAGACUAGACACUACAUCAUGACCAAGAAAUUCGAAUUCAAUUGGCAGAUUCCCGUUCCGGAACCACUGUUACAGGGCGCGACGUUCGACAGGUGGACAGAAGAGAAGGACAACACCGAGUAUGAACAGAAUUGCCUGUUCAAAGUCGACGAGUACGGCUUCUUUAUAUAUUGGAAGAGUGAGGGAAAGGAUGGCGACGUCAUCGAACUGUGUCAAGUCAGCGACGUGCGGUCUGGAGGUGUGCCAAAGGAUACGAAACUGAACAACAAUCUGGUAAAUAAGCACGGUAACAAUCUGGAAGACAAGUCCCUAACGAUAUGCAGUGGAACCGACUACAUCAACAUCAAUUACCAGCACGUCGUCUGCCCGGAUGCGAACACUGCUAACGUUUGGUUGCAAGGGCUAAGAAAAAUCACCCAUAAUGUUAAGGCGAACAACGUGUGCCCUAUGACAUGUCUGAAGAAACAUUGGAUGCGUCUAUCAUUUCUGGUGGAUCCAAAAGGCAAAGUUCCAGUUAAAGUGGUCGCAAGAACUUUCGCUUCAGGAAAAACCGAAAAGUUGGUCUAUCAAUGUCUAUCCGAACUUGGUUUGCCGUCCGGUAAAAAUGAGUCAAUGGAAAAAGAGGCCUUUACCUUCGACAAGUUCUACGCUCUCUACCACAAGAUCUGUCCGAGGAAUGAUAUUGAAGAACUGUUUAGAUCUAUAACUCAAGGUAAAUCGGAUCGUAUAAACUUAGACCAAUUCGUGAACUUCUUGAAUGAGAAGCAGCGUGAUCCUCGCCUCAAUGAAAUCCUGUACCCACUUUAUGAUGAAAAACGAGCACUUGAGAUCAUCACCGACUACGAACAAGAUGAAGAAGCAAAGAAUGCUAAAUGUCUUACAAAAGAUGGACUCGUUCGUUACUUGAUGUCAGACGAGAACGCACCCGUGUUCCUCGAUCGAUUGGACUUCUACAUGGAAAUGGAUCAGCCAUUGUCUCAUUACUACAUCAAUUCCUCUCACAACACAUACCUUUCCGGAAGACAAUUUGGCGGCAAGAGCUCGGUGGAAAUGUACAGACAAGUGUUGCUAGCUGGAUGCCGGUGCGUCGAACUCGAUUGCUGGGACGGCAAGGGAGAAGACGAAGAACCAAUAAUAACUCACGGCAUGGCCAUGUGUACAGACAUACUGUUCAAAGACGUCAUAUACGCCCUUCGAGAUACCGCCUUUGUGGCCUCCGACUACCCUGUGAUAUUGUCCUUUGAGAACCAUUGCUGUAAAGCACAGCAGUAUAAGUUGGCGAAGUACUGCGAUGAAAUUCUUGGAGAUCUUUUGCUUAAAGAACCAUUGCCAGAAUAUCCAUUGGAGCCAGGAGUAGCCUUGCCCCCUCCGUGCGCCUUGAAACGUAAGAUCAUGAUCAAGAACAAGCGUCUCAAACCGGAAGUCGAGAAGCAAGAAUUGGAAUUGUUCAGACAGGGUCAGUUUGUUAUUGAAGAUGAGGUGAAAGAGGAUGCCUCUGCUGUCGUGAUGCCUGAGAAAAAGCCGGAGGAGAUCGUCGCGGAGGCGGCGACGGCCGGCGAGGACGCGCCGCCCCCCGUGCAGUACACCGGCUCCACCACCAACGUGCACCCCUGGCUGUCCUCCAUGGUCAACUACGCGCAGCCCAUCAAGUUCAUCAGCUUCGAGGAGGCCGAGAAGCGUAACAUUCACCACAACAUGUCUUCCUUCGCGGAAACGACUGGCAUGAACUACCUCAAGUCUCAGGCCAUUGACUUCGUGAACUACAAUAAAAGGCAAAUGUCCCGAAUCUACCCUAAAGGCACACGAGCUGAUUCUUCCAACUACAUGCCACAGGUGUUUUGGAACGCCGGCUGCCAGAUGGUGUCGCUGAACUUCCAGACAUCGGACCUGCCCAUGCAACUGAAUCAGGGCAAGUUCGAGUACAACGGUAACUGCGGCUACCUGCUGAAGCCGGACUUCAUGCGGCGAGCUGACCGCAGCUUCGACCCCUUCGCGGACGCCCCUGUCGACGGUGUCAUCGCGGCGCAGUGUGCCGUCCAGGUGAUCGCUGGCCAGUUUUUAUCGGACAAGAAGGUGGGCACGUACGUGGAGGUGGAUAUGUAUGGGCUGCCGUCCGAUACUAUCCGCAAGGAGUUCCGAACUCGCAUGGUGCCGGCUAACGGACUCAACCCAGUCUAUAACGAGGAGCCAUUUCUCUUCCGGAAGGUGGUUUUGCCAGACCUGGCGGUGUUACGUUUCGGCGUGUACGACGAGAACGGCAAGUUGCUCGGACAACGUAUAUUACCGCUGGACGGUCUACAGGCCGGAUACCGACACAUAUCGCUCCGGACUGAAGCCAACUUCCCCAUGUCCCUCCCCAUGCUGUUCUGUAACAUCGAGCUCAAGAUUUACGUGCCCGAUGGCUUUGAAGAUUUUAUGGCGGCUCUAUCCGACCCCCGCGCAUUUAUGGGCGCCGCCAAGGAAAGAACUGACAAUAUGAAACAGAUGGGCAUCGAAGAGAGCGGGCCGGAGAAAAAACCACAACAGGAGGAAAAGAAAGAGGAGCCGCUGGUAUUCGAACCCAUCACGGUAGAAAGCCUCCAGAAGGACAAAGGCUUCAUCAAAACUGGUCGUAAACAGCAGAAGGAUCUGGAGAUGAUGAAGAAACGUCACUCUAAGGAGAAGAUGACGUUGCAGAAACAGCAGUGCGCGGCGCUUGAAAAAAUGAUAAAAGGGAAAAACAAGGAGCAGCUCAGCACGGACAGCGCGUUCCGCACGCUGGUGGGCGAGCAGGCGACGGCGUGGAACGAGCUGGUGCGGCGGCAGCGCGCCGAGCUGAGCGGGGCGGCGCGCGCGCGUCUGGCGGAGCAGCGGGACCUGCUCAAGCGCUGCUGCGAGCAGGCGCAGCUCGCGCAGAUGAAGCAGCUGGAGGCCAAGCACGAGAGAGAAUUGAAAGAAAUGAAUACAAGGCAGGCUAAGAUCAGCGUGGAAACGAGCAAAGAAGUCGCAAACGACAAGACUCUGAAGACCAAGCAAGAGAAGGAUCGUCGACUCAGAGAGAAGAAGCAGAACAACACCAAGAAGUUCAUGGACGAACGCAAGAACCAGACGAUCAAACAGAACCGCGAGAAAGACAAGUUGAAAGCGACGCACGACAAGCAGAUGGAGGAACUGAACAAGGACAUUGAUAACCUGAUCGAGAUGUACAAGAUGAACGAGACCGAGUUCGAGAUGAUGAGUAAGACUGAAUUCUUUGCAUGAAAGUACCCUGACAUUGCUCCGCUACUGGAGCAAUUGACUUGUGCAAUGAGUGCUCAGUGAUUUACUUGCAGUGCUGAGUGUAUACUUACUGAGUGUAUGUUUACUGAGUAAUGUGAAAUAAGUAUAGAUAGAUCAACACGAUGCGUGGCGAUGUGUGUAUGUAAAUGUACUUUGUUUGUGUGUCAGUAUUGACUCGACACGCACACACACUCACGGUCUGUACACGCUUUACACACACACAACACAGCACGCUACGAUAGAUAUAAGUAUAUAUAUUAACUUGGGCUAGCUAGCUCUGUGCCAAGCCUAAACUAUAUUGGGUUUAAAAAUCACUGAAAAAAAUAUUGGAAAAUAUGUCGUAUCUUUUUGGGCAGUUAAAUAUGCAAUUGUAGUACCUUCUUUCUUUACUGCUACACUAUAUGUAUUUAUAUAGUAGAAUGUAUUUAUAUACAUGUAAG
Messenger RNA from Melitaea cinxia (Glanville fritillary), 3943 nucleotides. It is a transcript of the gene norpA, whose product is annotated as 1-phosphatidylinositol 4,5-bisphosphate phosphodiesterase. NCBI's taxonomy places the organism in Eukaryota, Metazoa, Arthropoda, Insecta, Lepidoptera, Nymphalidae. Bases 264 to 3485 code for a protein of 1073 amino acids. The record is from RefSeq and is a predicted model, not a curated record. Gene Ontology annotation, molecular function: calcium ion binding; phosphatidylinositol-4,5-bisphosphate phospholipase C activity. Gene Ontology annotation, biological process: lipid metabolic process; phosphatidylinositol-mediated signaling. The transcript is spliced from 22 exons.